Molecule: messenger RNA, 1742 nt
Organism: Lactuca sativa (garden lettuce)
Lineage: Eukaryota; Viridiplantae; Streptophyta; Magnoliopsida; Asterales; Asteraceae
Product: acyl-lipid (9-3)-desaturase
Biological process (GO): lipid metabolic process
Cellular component (GO): membrane
Molecular function (GO): oxidoreductase activity, acting on paired donors, with oxidation of a pair of donors resulting in the reduction of molecular oxygen to two molecules of water
Source: RefSeq, a predicted model, not a curated record
UGAAAUUAUUAUACAGCUCACAGAAAAUCCCAUUCCCCCAUGUACCAAUGACUUCUUACUAAGAAUAGAUAGGAAGCGAGUGUCUCAAAUAUCCCUUUAAAUCUCAAGAAAAAAGCUUCCUUUCGCUUCAGCUUUUCAAUGGCAGAACCCAAGAGGUAUGUCACAUCUGAAGAGCUCAAAACUCACAACAAACCAGGGGAUCUGUGGAUCUGUAUACAGGGAAAAGUUUAUGACGUCUCAGAGUGGAUGAAAACCCACCCUGGUGGUGACCUGCCAUUGUUGAAUCUUGCUGGUCAAGACGUCACCGAUGCUUACGUCGCUCUUCAUCCAUCCACUGCUUGGCAAUAUCUCGACAAGUUCUUCAAUGGGUAUUAUCUCAAAGACUACGCCGUUUCCGAGAUCUCCAAAGAUUACAGAAAGCUUUACUUCGAAUUCACAAAAAUGGGUUUGUUCGAAAAGAAAGGGCAUGGAGUUUUGAUAUCCAUGGUCGUCAUAGCAAUGAUGUUCUCCGUGUGUGUUUAUGGUGUUUUAUUCAGCCAGAGUGCUUUUGUUCAUUUGAUUUGCGGUGGAUUAAUGGGGUUUCUUUGGAUUCAAAGUGGGUGGCUAGGCCAUGAUUCCGGCCACUAUCAGAUAAUGAUGGAUCGGAAAUUCAAUCGUUUUGCUCAGAUCUUGACCGGAAAUUGUCUCGCCGGAAUCAGCAUUGCGUGGUGGAAGAGAAACCACACUGCACAUCAUAUCGCUGUUAACAGUCUUGAAUAUGAUCCUGACCUUCAACACAUACCAGUGUUCGCGGUUUCUUCAAAAUUCUUCGACUCUCUUACAUCCAAAUACUACGAAAGAAAACUAAACUUCGAUUCUAUAACCAGGUUCCUUGUUAGCUACCAACAUUUAACAUACUACCCUGUUAUGUGUGUAGCUAGACUCAACCUCUUCGCUCAAUCUUUCGUGUUGCUUUUAUCGAGCACAAAGGUACCCAAUAGAGGCCAAGAGCUUUUCGGGCUUCUAGUGUUUUGGAUAUGGUAUCCUCUGCUUGUUUCUUGCUUACCCAACUGGAGUGAAAGAGUGAUGUUCGUGUUAGCGAGUUUUUCAGUCACUGGGAUUCAACAUGUUCAGUUUACUUUAAACCAUUUCUCUUCAACUGUUUACGUGGGUGAACCAAGUGGAAACGAUUGGUUCGAGAAGCAAACCAAUGGCACACUCAACAUCACCUGUUCAUCAUUCAUGGACUGGUUUCAUGGUGGGCUUCAGUUUCAGAUCGAGCAUCAUCUCUUUCCAAGGUUGCCAAGAUGUCACUAUAGAAAAAUAUCUCCGAUUGUGAAGGAUUUAUGUAAGAAACAUGGUUUGCCUUAUGAUUCUGCCUCCUUCUUCAAGGCCAAUGAGAUGACGAUUGCGACCCUGAGGAACGCUGCUCUACAGGCUCGUGAUUUGACGAAGCCUGUCCCUAAAAAUCUUGUCUGGGAAGCUGUAAACAGUCAUGGCUAAGGUUAAACGAAGAGGGUGUUGGUUUAUUUAUGCUUAUGGUGUUGUUCUGUUUUUGGAUUCAACCUCAUUCUUUGGUUAUCCAGGGUAAUUCGUUGGUUCUACACUUCUACUUUAUUUGUUGAUGUUUAAUAAUGUGUUUUGUUUUUGCUAUUGAGAUGAUCAUAGCUAUGUAGACGAUGGAUCAUGGAUGGUUUUACUUUGUAGUUAAAGGAUAAAUUUAGUGAAAAUGAUCAAAGUUUGGUUGCUUUUGGUCUUCGUAA